Messenger RNA from Adineta steineri, 681 nucleotides. Lineage: Eukaryota; Metazoa; Rotifera; Eurotatoria; Adinetida; Adinetidae. The record is from the annotation of a GenBank genome assembly.
AUGAUACCCAUAUUAGUUUUCUUAAUAUUAAUUCUCAAUGAAAUUCAUGGAAAAUUUUUAACUAAUCCAGAAAGUUCAUCAUUUGUUCUUCUAAGACAUAUUCGUUUAUUAACUAAUGAUGAACCAUAUUACAUUCGAUGUCCAUAUAAUUUAAAUCAUUUAACACUUCAAUUAUUAAAUUAUUCAAAUGCAUAUUGUUCAAAUUUAUAUUCGACAUCAAAUAAUAAUCAAUGUCAAAAUCAUCAAUCUCCAUGUCGUUUCCAUGCUAAACGUAUUCAACUUCAUUGUAAUCAUCAUUCUUAUUCGAAUCAUGUCGAUGUUUCUUAUCAAUGUUCAUAUAAAACAGUAAUAUCUCCUCCUAUUCGACAUAAAACUUUUACAUUACAUGCACUUUCAUUUCCAACAAAUUUUGCUGAUUCAGAAGAAAGUAUUGUUUUAUUUGUUAUUAGUUUUGGUAUCGUAAUUACACUUUGGAUAUUUAUUUGUUGCAUUUGUUUUAUACGUUGUCGUCAUGCUAAUGAAAAAUGUCAAUUGCUUUCUUAUCAAUCUUAUCCAAAAGUUAAUCAUAAUUUAUUAUCUAAGAAAAAUAACUCGAAGAUUGCUGAUAAUAUUUGUCUUCAUGUCGAUCCAUAUGAAAGUAAUCAUAUCUCAUCAUUAAGAACAAUACAAUUCGCUCGAUAA